AUGAAUUUUUUUCGUUGCAAUUGCACCAAUAUUGAAUAGGGAUUAGACAUACCUAAUAGUAAUCUCUACAUUGAACAAAUUAUCUUGCAUUCGAUGAACUAAGAUAAGGUUAUAUCUUUGACGAUGGAUCUAAAUGUAAUUUUGGAAGGAUUCAAGUUAAACAGGAAGAAGGAUUGUCUUUAUUUAUAAAAUCUCAACGAUUUUAAGGAGGAUCUGCAUUACACAUUGACCAAAUUGAAUCAAUAGUUUUAGUAAUUUUUGGCAAUUUAUUAUGUUAGGAUCCCUUUAAAAAAUUAGGACGACAGUAGUUAAUAAUUUUAUUUAAAUUUAAACUUGUAUGUGUAUGAAGGCUGUUAUAAAUUAUUAUACUUAUAAUAAAAGGACUCUUACUUCCAUAAGGAUGGCUAUCUUUACGGAGAAUGGGAGAUCAUGGGGUCAACUCAAGAUAUUCAGAUAGAAUUCAUAUGUAAUAUUACAAUUUAUUUUUGAUUCUUAGAGGAUAAGACUAAUUAAGGGUAAAAUAAUCAUUUACUUAGAGAUCUCACCAAUUGCGCUCAAAAUCAAUACACAGAACAUAAUAUCGAAGACGAAAACCCCAAGAUAAUGUACUCGAUAAGCAAGACACCCAAAUUAAAAAGAAAGCGCUGA
Paramecium octaurelia is the source of this 648-nucleotide messenger RNA. The record is from the annotation of a GenBank genome assembly. NCBI's taxonomy places the organism in Eukaryota, Ciliophora, Oligohymenophorea, Peniculida, Parameciidae.